AUGGGGAUCAGGUUACCGCCCAGGAGGGCAAAGGAGGCGGAGUUGGGGGGUGACGGGACUCCGGUGCUGGUGUCGGUGAAUGUUACGAGGAGGUUGAAGCUGGAUGGGAUCGUGAGGACAGUUAUCACUCUAGGUUGCAACAGAUGGGGAAUACAGAAGCCUGCUAUACUGGAGAAUUCAGUGACAAUGUUAUCAAAUGCUGAAUUGCGAAUGGCUAUGUUUAGUUUAGGAUUGUUCAUGGCUUUGCAACCAAGGAUAAUAGCCUGUGGAAAGAAACAUGCAACAAUUGGAACGCUGAUAAGGUUCAUUACUGGUCCUGCUGUAAUAGCGUUAGCUUCUGUAGCAGUCGGCAUUAGAGGCAAACCACUCAGAGUCUCUAUAGUUCAGGAUUUGUUUGUUCCUGAGCGUCCCAACUGA
This is a messenger RNA of Asparagus officinalis (garden asparagus), 417 nucleotides long. RefSeq names its product probable auxin efflux carrier component 1c. Gene Ontology annotation, biological process: auxin export across the plasma membrane; auxin polar transport. Gene Ontology annotation, molecular function: auxin efflux transmembrane transporter activity. The transcript is spliced from 4 exons. Gene Ontology annotation, cellular component: endoplasmic reticulum; plasma membrane. The record is from RefSeq and is a predicted model, not a curated record. The coding region runs from base 1 to 417 and encodes 138 amino acids. Lineage: Eukaryota; Viridiplantae; Streptophyta; Magnoliopsida; Asparagales; Asparagaceae.